AUGCAGCACGCAGCAUCACGCAGCACGCAGCAUCAUGCAGCAUCAUGCAGCACGCAGCAUCAUGCAGCACGCAGCAUCAUCGCAGCACGCAGCAUCACGCAGCAUGCAGCAUACGCAGCAUCACGCAGCACGCAGCAUCACGCAGCACGCAGCAUCAUGCAGCAUCACGCAGCACGCAGCAUCACGCAGCACAUGCAUGCAGCACGCAGCACUACGCAGCACGAUCACGCAGCACGCAGCAUCAUGCAGCACGUAGCACGCAUGCAUCAGCAGCACGCAGCAUCAUGCAGCAUGCAGCAUCACGCAGCACGCAGCAUCACGCAGCAUGCAGCAUCACGCAGCACGAGCAUCAUGCAGCACUGCAGCAUCAUGCAGCACGCAGCAUCAUGCAGCACGCAGCAUCAUGCAGCAUGCAGCAUCACGCAGCACGCAGCAUCACGCAGCAUGCAGCAUCAUGCAGCAUGCAGCAUGCAUCACGCAGCACGCAGCAUCAUGCAGCACGCAGCAUCACGCAGCAUGCAGCAUCACGCAGCAUGCAGCACAUGCAGCAUCACGCAGCACGCAGCAUCACGCAGCAUGCAGCCAAUCAGCGCAGCAUGCAGCAUCAUGCAGCAUGCAGCUAAUCAUGCAGCACGUAGCAUCAUGCAGCACGCAGCACAUGCAGCACUGCAGCAUCACGUAGUACGCAGCAUCACCAGCAUGCAGUAUCAUGCAGCAUGCAGCACUGCAGCAUGCAGCAUCAUGCAGCAUGCAGCACCAUGUAGCACGUAG
Molecule: messenger RNA, 771 nt
Organism: Oncorhynchus nerka (sockeye salmon)
Lineage: Eukaryota; Metazoa; Chordata; Actinopteri; Salmoniformes; Salmonidae
Product: histidine-rich protein PFHRP-II-like
Exons: 1
Coding region: 1-771 (256 amino acids)
Source: RefSeq, a predicted model, not a curated record